AUGAAGAUGAGAAUAGUUACCGCCUGCAGAAACAUCGACCCGGAAAUGCUGCGCAGAGUUGUCUACUCGACGCGAGAGCGGUUCAUGGGGUGUGUUGCGGCGGAAGCUCCUACACCUUUCUUGGAAAGCGAGAUUCUGCUCCAGAGCCGCGAGGUCACGAGCACGUCUGCAGAGCUCUCCUGGUCGAAGGCCACCACGCACGUUUCCAACCAUUCGCUCAAACUGGCCGGCUACUUCGUAACAGGAAAGUCAGAACCUCACGCAUUCCACAACACUAUAUCCGGACGUCUGCACUCGUACCAGGCCCGAUGGUUGAAGCCAUGGACGCAUUACACUUUAAUUCUCAGGCCAUUCUACACAGAAAGUGGGAAGCGCCAAGAUUCGUACAAGAUUGGCAGAGCAGCUUCCGUAAACAUCCUUACACUAACUUCUGAACCGGAGGCGCCCGGCUUGGUGUCCGUGCUUUCGGCCCAGCAGCGCAAUGUUGUGCUCAGCAUCAUCGGCCCUCCGACGUGGAACAGCGACCCGGUUGGCUUUCAUGUACGUUGGGAGGCGAUCAGCGAUCGCCGCGGACCACACGGAGCACUUAGUGUGCCGCUUCCGGCCGACUGGUCACCCGUGGAGAAUGCGUUAAACCUCACGCUGCCACUGCCUGGUGGUCAUGACUACCGUAUCUUCGUGAGGGCUCAGGGCGCAGACAAUGUCAGCGGUGAUCGCUCGGGCCCCCCAGUAGAGGUAGACGUCAGCGUUCCUCUAGAUUCUUACGAGAUAUCAGCACACGCCGUCGACCCCCGUAAGGCGGUCAUCUCAUGGCGAGCCUCAGAGCUGGUGGAAUUGUUCAAGGUAAGUUUUACAAACAAGGUUUCCGCUCGUUCCGUUUAAUAUUUCACUAUUAUUUGUUCGAAUUAUUUACCUUUUCUA
Molecule: messenger RNA, 921 nt
Organism: Dermacentor andersoni
Lineage: Eukaryota; Metazoa; Arthropoda; Arachnida; Ixodida; Ixodidae
Source: RefSeq, a predicted model, not a curated record